Molecule: messenger RNA, 1884 nt
Organism: Pedinophyceae sp. YPF-701
Lineage: Eukaryota; Viridiplantae; Chlorophyta; Pedinophyceae
Source: the annotation of a GenBank genome assembly
AUGCACCUGCUAGGUAGCCCUUUCGCCGUGAUGAAGAGGAAAGACAUGGUGGUGGACCAUGUCGAUGUCUUCCUCGUCAUCUGCUUCAAGGUGCUGUUGGCCGCGGGGUUCCUUGCACCCAGCGCUUUCGCGUACAGGGCGGGCGGCUGGCGGGCGCUGGUCGGUCUGUGGGCGUGCCUCGAGGGGCUGCACGUGUACUUCAAUCGGCGGCGGAUGAGGCGGCUGGCGACACAGAAGCAGGAGCCCCUCGACUGGGCGGUGGCGAGGCAGGAAGGGACGGAAGCGAUCGAGCAGUUGCUCAAGCUUGGCCCAGACGUCGACCCUCAGGCUUUCAUCAGCGGCUGGUUCCUCCCGAACGAGGGCAGCAAGGCAGCAGGGGCGAACGCUCCGGUGCAGUUCGAGGACGUGCGACGCGGGAACCUGAUCGAGCUGAUCGCCUACGGCUUCUUCUACCGCUCUGUCGACGAGCUCCGGCAGGAGGACCCCGCGGCGAUCGCGCACGUCGACGCCAUGGUCACGCGCCUCCUCGACACAUGGAGCAUCUCCUGCCCGGCGGGGCACAACCCGAAGAUCCGCGUGAAGGCUCACUUGUGGGAACCCGUCAGGCAGAUGCACCUCCCGCUCGCGCUGUACCUGUUCUCCGAGCUCCUCGGCCACUGGACCAAGCUGGCCCUGCCCCUCUACGGGUACCGGCAGACGGCGCUGGGCUACUACGUGCUGCCGGCGCGGCCCGCGCAGGACGGAGCGCGGCAACGCGGGUGGCUGGCCUGGGCGCGCGCGCAGGUCGCUGCCUGCGCGGCGGCCGCCACGAGGGUUGCGGCGCGGCCCGUGGUGCGCAGGCUGCUCGCGCUGGAGCUCGAGCGCGGGGGGCUGGGGGCGAGCGAGCGGUCCAGCAGGGGGCACUCGCGGACCUCGUCCUGGGGCUGGGCGGCGGCGGGCAGCGACACGGCGAGCGACACAACGGAGGAUGCUGUUGCAGAGGCCAGCCUUUCGAACGUGACGCGGCGGAGCGGCAAGGCGCCGCACGGGGGCAGCCUGCGCUCGCGACACGCGUCGCAGAACGCGUUCCUGGGGCGGGACGUCCCGCGGUCGCGCGAGGGCCACGGGGCUGGCGUGGCGAUCGUGGUGCUGCAUGGGCUGGGCGUGGGCCUGAUGCCGUACACGAUGUUGAUGCGGCGGCUGUCGCGGCGGUUCCCGGAGUGCCCCAUCGUCGCGAAGGAGCUCACGCACGCCGCGUUGCGCUUCCCGUCGCUCAGCGAGUCUUUGCACGCGGGCCAUGUGCCGACGCCGGACGAGGUGGCUGACGAGGUGCACGAGCAGCUCCAGGCGCUGGGAUACGAGCGAGCGCUGCUCGUCGGGCACUCGUACGGCACGUUCGUCGCGGCGCGGUUCUGUCGGAUGUACCCGGAGAUGACGCACGGCAUCUGUUUGCUGGAUCCAGUGUCGCUCAUGUGCUGCGCCCCCGACCUCCUCUCGCGGUUCGUGUACGAGACCGUGCGCCCCGUGCGCGACGUCUCGUCGCUCAUGAUGGACGUCACGAAGGUCGCCUGCGCGCAAGACCCCGUUGUGGCCCACGCCAUGUCCCGCCGCUUCCUGUGGCACCGCGUGUGCUUCUGGUCGCCCAGCGACAUGCCAGCAGGCUCGGUGAUCUUCGUGGGGAAGCGAGACUCGCUCGUUCCGUACCGGUACGUUCAGCACCGGUUUGCGAUGGACGAGCGGCUGCACGUGAUCACGAAGGACUGCGUGCACGGGGAGUGUCUGACCAACCCCGUCUACACUGGAGAGAUCAUCGACGCACUCGUGCCGCUGCUGCGGCCGAGCGAGGGGGCGCGCGGCGGGCAGCGCGGGGCCGACGCUGCGCAGACGCUGCGGGUCGAAGCGUGA